AUGUCGCUGUGUCUCCAUCGCCGUCUGCUGCUGCUGCUGCUUGCUGCUGUCUGUCUGUACACCGCGCUGCAGCAGCAGCUCGCUCGCGCCUUCGUUACUACAGCUGGUGGGGGGCCCCUAGUACCGCCGCAGCCGUUUCAAAGGGGAAGGGCCUUCUGCAGCAGCAGCAACAGCAGCAGCAGCAGCAGCAGCAACAACAGCAGCUUCUCAAUCGGGAGCUCCCUCACUUUCCGCCCUUCUGCUAUGGACGGGCAGCAACCCGGCCUCCCUGCAGCUCGGGGAGAUGGAGAAGCCGUCGUAGAAGCAGCAGGAGCUUUCUCAGCAGCCCAAGAUGUCCCCGAUGAGACACCGGCGGAGGUGAAGGAAGAAAUAAGAAGAAGACGACGAGCGAAUCCGCCUGUUGCUGCUGCUGCUGUUUCUGCCACCGUCGUUGCGGCUGCACCUGCUGCUGCUGCUGCUGCCACUGCUGUUGCUUCGGCAACUGUUGUUGCUGCUGCUGGUCUUGCUGCUGCUGUUGCUUCUGCUAUUGCUGCUGCGGAGACACCGGCGGAGGUGAAGGAGGAAAUAAGAAGAAGACGACGAGAGAAUCCGCUUUCUGCGGCUCGCCGGUUAAAGAAUGACUCUCUUAGAAUUGCUUUGAUGGGGCCCGCAGCCUACAGCGAGUUUGUAUCAUCAUCACCAGCAGCAGCAGCAGCAGCAGGAGGAGCAGCAGCAGCAGAAAAAGCAGCAGCAGCUGCUGCUGCUGCAGAGAUUGCCAGCUCAUCUGUCCCCGUUUGGGUGAUGCGGCAGGCGGGGCGAUAUCUGCCGGAAUUUCGGGCCGUCAGGGCGAAGCACAAAUUCUUAACCGGCGAAGCACAAAUUCUUAACCGUCAGACUCAUGCUGCUGCUGCUGCUGUUGCUUCUGCUGCUGCUGUUGCUGCUGCUGCUGCUGCUGAUGAUGCUGAUGAUGAUGAUGAUGAUGAUGAUGAUGAUGAUGCUGCUGCUGAUGCUGGUGGUGCUGCUGCUGCUGUUGCUGAUGCUAGUGUGGUGGUGCUGCUGAUGCCGGGGGUGGUGCUGUUGCUGGUGCUGGUGGUGCUGCUGGUGCUGUUGGUGGUGGUGCUGCUGCUGCUGCUGAUGCUGCUGGUGAUGUUGCCGAUGCUGGCCAUGGGUAUGCCGCUGACCGUGGAGGAGGGGGAGGGGCCUCGCUUCGGCUGGCGGUUAGAAUCCCCCGCAGACAUUGAGCGUCUAGACACCGCAUUUGACGUUGAAGACAAACUAGAGGGGGGGGCCCCCAAGAAGGGUUGGCGGCGAGCAAAGGAGUUUAUGUUCAAAUACCCAGAUGAAACAAAGUUGCUGCUGCAGCAGAUCGCAGCAGCAGCAGCAAAAUAUCUAAGCAAACAAGUCGAGGCGGGAGCCCAAGUGCUGCAGGGCGAUCUAGACCCGCAGUUGCUGUACGCACCAGACGAGACUAUCGUCAAAGAAGCCACCAAAAUGGUAGAGGCAUAUCAACCGGGGCGUUAUAUAGCCAACCUUGGCCACGGCAUGGAGCCAGCAAUGGAGCCCCACAAACUCGCUGUCUUCUUGCAGGCUGUUAAGGAUGCUGCUGCUAGCAUCAAGAAAAAGCGAGACUUAAAACAACCUAGCUAG
Eimeria mitis is the source of this 1626-nucleotide messenger RNA. Its product is annotated as uroporphyrinogen decarboxylase, putative. The transcript has 11 exons. Bases 1 to 1626 code for a protein of 541 amino acids. Gene Ontology annotation, molecular function: uroporphyrinogen decarboxylase activity. The record is from RefSeq and is a predicted model, not a curated record. Lineage: Eukaryota; Apicomplexa; Conoidasida; Eucoccidiorida; Eimeriidae. Gene Ontology annotation, cellular component: cytosol. Gene Ontology annotation, biological process: heme biosynthetic process.